CUUCCACAGGAUCUCCAGGGCAGACGGUCGGCACCAUUUUAGGGGCAUGCGUCGGUGAAGUCUGUCUCUAGUGAUUUAGAGUUAUUUCGCCUACGUCUGCUCAGUUAGGAAGGUAACAAAACGCAGUGUGUUCAAACAGAGAAAAACAAGACAAGACAAGCCACACCGCCUCCCGUGCUGCUUGUACAUCUGCUAAAGCUAACAACAGCUGAAAGGCUCUUCUUUCGACCGACGCAACAUUCACUGAGCCUGAAAGCGGAGUCUACCAAAAUGAGUGCACCCUCCUCUCAAAAAGUUGUCCUGAAAAGCACCACCAAAGUGUCCCUAAACGAGCGCUUCACUAACAUGCUGAAGAACAAGCAGCCCGCUGCGGUAAGCAUUCGAGCCACCAUGCAACAACAGCAUUUGGCCAGUGCCCGCAAUCGUCGGCUGGCCCAGCAGAUGGAGAACCGGCCCUCAGUUCAAGCUGCUCUGAAUCACAAGCAGAGCCUUAAGCAGCGCCUAGGGAAGGGCAACAUCCAGGCCAGACUGGGCCGACCCAUCGGGGCUCUGAUCCGUGGAGGAGCAGUUGGAGGUAGAGGAGGGUUGCGAGGGAUGCCAAGGGGAAACUUCCGAGGACGAGCGAGAGGAGGCGUAAUGAGAGGAGCUCUGUCCCUGAGAGGAAAGAGAGUGUCUACAGGUGUCCCCAUGAGAGGCCGUGGCUUUGCUGGCCGCCUGGCAAUGCGUAGAGGAGGCCGCCAGCGUGGAGGAGGAGUUGCCCUGUCACGAGGAGCAGCUCGAGGAGGAGUUACACUCAGAGGCCGUGGUGCACUACGUGGACGUGGUGGUUUUGCUGGUAGAGGUGGUCGCGGAAGGGGACGGGGCCGAGGGGUUGGACCUUCAGCUGUGACCAGGGAACAACUGGACAACCAGCUGGACGCCUACAUGUCAAAGACCAAAGGUCACCUGGAUGCUGAACUUGAUGCCUACAUGGCUCAGGCAGACCCAGACAUCAUGGAGUGACCAUGAAGGACUCUGAACCUGAAGCACAUAUAGAGUCACCUCAGAUCUGUACAGCUGGACUCGCAUAGAGUAUAGUGUUGAUGUGGUGAGAAAUGAUAAUAAUCAUAAUUUAGAUGAGAUUGGUGAAAGUCCAGGACUUGGAGUAGGAAAUCGAAGUUGUCAUCUGAGUGCAUUGACCACCGUCAAUUCUGCAUCAACCAGCUCCCUGCAGAAGUUUUCAUUCUGGAAUAACUGUGUGAAGGGACCUUUUUAAACAUUACAAACCCUGCUGUUUAUACACAUUUUCAUGAUCUUGUAAUGUACUUGUCCUGAAACAGUUUAUUUUAUUUUUUUUGGGGGGGGGGGGGGGGCACUUGUCAAGGAUAUAAGAAAUGUGUUAACCUUUUUUUAAAUCAGCUUUGAAUUAAAUUUUUUAUUUUUCAAAAAGCCUUAUUUUAAAUUUGAUUUUAGUGUUUGUGUGCUAAGACCUUUGGGAAUUCAUUCUUUGGCUGAUCUUUAUAUCUGCAAUGCAAAACUUCCCAAAAUUUGUUGAAAAAGAAUGUAAGCAAAACGUCUUUGAGCCAAGUAUCCAUUUGUCUUUGUUUUGUAUUUGAAAGAUGUAGUACUUGGACAUCUUUAGUUCCGCUGAAUCUUCCAUUCGUCUGCAUUCUUUAUUGGAGUGUCGGCAUUUUGAACUUGUACUUGAGAACAUUUCUAUGACAUAACCCAAAGGAAGUAAAGUUAUGUUUUAAUGAAA
Platichthys flesus (European flounder) is the source of this 1738-nucleotide messenger RNA. It is a transcript of the gene chtopa, whose product is annotated as chromatin target of PRMT1a. The transcript is spliced from 6 exons. The coding region runs from base 271 to 1002 and encodes 243 amino acids. NCBI's taxonomy places the organism in Eukaryota, Metazoa, Chordata, Actinopteri, Pleuronectiformes, Pleuronectidae. The record is from RefSeq and is a predicted model, not a curated record.